Cydia pomonella (codling moth) is the source of this 546-nucleotide messenger RNA. Its product is annotated as PE-PGRS family protein PE_PGRS33-like. The record is from RefSeq and is a predicted model, not a curated record. The coding region runs from base 1 to 546 and encodes 181 amino acids. The transcript has 6 exons. Lineage: Eukaryota; Metazoa; Arthropoda; Insecta; Lepidoptera; Tortricidae.
AUGGCUUGCCUUAGCCGGCGGUACAGAGUGGAGUCGCGAGAGCUGGGUGCCCGAGGAUGUGGAGAUGUGUGCCCGGCGCUGGUGGAGCUGGCGGUGCUGGUGGUGUUGGUGGUGUUGGAGUUGCAAAACCAACCAAAAUCAGUAAUGAGGGACCGACAAAGAAGAAUAACAGGCACAUGCGUCAUUGGAGCUGUAACCGGCCUCGCUAAAGGCGUCAUCAACACCAAAAUGGCCAUCCUCAACUCCGCUCUCGGAGGCCUCGGUGGAGUGGGCGCCGGCCUCGGCGGCCUCAAAGGUAAAGCUGUAGGCGUUCCAGCUAAUGUGUUUGGGGGUGCCGGCGGAGCAGGCGGGUUCCCGGGAGUGGGCCUCGUUGUGGGCGCCAGCCUCGCUGGCCGUUAUGGUAACGCCGUGGAAGUCCCAGCUAAUAAUGUGUUCGGAGGCACCAGCGGAGCGGGAGGCUUCUCGGGUCAGGAGGAGCUAGACCGGGUGGCAGGACCGAUCGCGGAUCCCAGGCAGAGGGAGGCGUGUACCCACAAGCUGCUGUAA